Molecule: messenger RNA, 2154 nt
Organism: Iphiclides podalirius (scarce swallowtail)
Lineage: Eukaryota; Metazoa; Arthropoda; Insecta; Lepidoptera; Papilionidae
Source: the annotation of a GenBank genome assembly
AUGUUAGGCGGUGUACGGCUUAAAGUAUCGUAUACUCACGAAAGAUCUUGUUUUGCUUAUAUCAGUCCAAAGUACAGUACAAACAACGAUCAGACACAAUGUGUACAAGUUAUGAUGAAAGAGAAACAGAUAUAUCUGUGGGUGGUUUUCAGCAGUAACAUUCCUGAAGGUUACAUGGCUUGCAAUCCAAUUUACUGCAGGCUUGUAGGUCUGCAGGAAGGCACAGAAGUUUUUAUAUCACCAUAUAGCAAUGUAAAGGUUUUAGAUGAAAUAUAUAUAGACACUGACAGUCCAGAUGAUCAGGAGAUACUGGAAGAUAAUGUGGAAGUGCUGCAGCUUAGAAUAUUGGAUCAGCUUAGACUAGUAGUGGCAAACCAAAAGGCUAUAGUCUGGAUUUCAACAUCCAUGCCAAUAAUAUUCAUACCAAAGCAAACUGCCGCCAAGUGCCUAAGUGAUACAGAUUUGGUGCUUCCAAAGCCAACUGUGUCAAGAUUAGAGUAUGAUUAUAAAAAUUAUUGUAGAAGUAUGAAAUCUGUCCAACACUUGGUUGAGAGAGUCUUGCUGCAUUUGCAAUUUGAGAUACAUAGAGAAGCUAGUUUCAAAGGUAUUUCAGAGGUUAAGAGCAAUGUACUUAUAACUGGUUUGAGUGGUGCCGGAAAGUCUUCGUUAUGUCACAUCGUUCAGAAGGAGCUAACGGUGUGGUCGCACAUUUUGCAUUGCCGGUCAUUGAAAGGCCGGAAGGACAUUCCCGAAGUGUUGGGCAAGGCGAUACUUAUCUGCCAGGAGCAUAGUCCCUCUGUGCUUAUAUGUGACGACUUGGACGCCUUAGUCCCGCCGAACGUUGAAGGCGCUUCGCCCCAGGAUAUGGCGUAUUACCUAAGGCUUGCUGUAGUGAUCAAGCACUUACUGCAGACUUCCUCUGGAGUGUGUGUGCUGUUGACCGCGAUGAGUAUGAAGUCCCUCCAUCCGACUCUUGGCGAGUUCAACGGGAGGCCCCUCUUCACGGCGCAUUUCGAAAUUCCCGAACUGGAACAGGAGGAAAGGGUGGAACUUCUUAAGCACCUCAUCAACGACAGAAUACGCGCCUCCUUCGAGGUGGACGACGAUGACGUCAUCAAGAUGGCGAUGGCCACCGGCGGCAGCAGCGUCAGAGACGUAACGGACUACCUCAACAGGAGGAUAUUCAAGGCCGUCAAAAAGAAAAAAGCCAACCCCGACGGGCCGAGGCCGCGUCUGAUUGAGGAUAUCGCUAAGGACGAGGAGACCGCCAAAGCCUUCGACAUCUGGGGUCCCGUCGGCGGCAUGGAGGAGGCGAAGCGGGUGCUCACCGAAGCCAUAUUCUGGCCGAUCCUGCACCCGGCGCUGUUCCGCUCUGCGCGCUGCGGCGUGCUGCUGUACGGGCCCCCCGGCUCGGGCAAGUCGCACCUGGGCUCGAGCCUAGCUCGUCUCUCGGGCGUGAGGAUGCUCAGCGUCAAGGGGCCCGAGCUGCUCUCCAAGUACAUCGGCCAGAGCGAGAGGGCCGUCCGCGACAUAUUCGACAAGGCUGAUAUGAAACGACCGUGCAUCUUGUUCUUCGACGAAUUCGACAGCCUCGCGCCCAGGCGGGGCCACGACUCCACCGGGGUGACGGACCGCGUGGUGAACCAGCUGCUGGCGCGGCUCGACGGGGCGGAGGGGGGCGCGCGGGGGCCCGUGGUGGCGGCCACGUCGCGGCCCGACCUGGUGGACCCCGCGCUGCUGAGGCCGGGCCGGCUGCAGAGCCACGUCUACUGCGGCCUGCCGGCGCAGCGCGAGCGUCUCGAGAUCCUGAGAAUCCUCUCCAAGGACGUCCCGAUGGACGGGGACGUUGACCUCGAGGGUCUGGCGGAAAGGACGGAGCACUUCUCACCGGCGGACCUCAAGUCGCUGCUGAUCACGGCGCAGCUGGGCCGCUUGGAGAAACAGCUGCAGGUGAGCAGCGAGGAGAAGGAUUUGGAGUCGGUCGUCGUUCAUCGAGAGGACGUGGAGAGCGCCUUGAAAGAGACCAAGCCAUCGCUCUCAAAGGAGCAGCGACUGUUCUACGACACUAUCUACAGGAGGUUCCGGGGUGAAACGCUGUCUCCCGAGCAGAGGCAGGUCUCUAAGCGAAUGUUAAACCAGCGCGUCACAUUGGCU